AUGCGUGGUCCACGGCCCAUGGUGGAUGGCAGAGACUCCAAUAGGAGGAAUACGGAAGAAUUCACCCAGACCGGAGACUGGGACACGGCUAGGCGUACGCGGUGGAAAAACUAUCAUGAGCAAACACUCGAUUCAGGCUUGCUGGAUGAUUAG
Colletotrichum lupini is the source of this 153-nucleotide messenger RNA. RefSeq lists its product as uncharacterized. The record is from RefSeq and is a predicted model, not a curated record. The transcript is spliced from 2 exons. NCBI's taxonomy places the organism in Eukaryota, Fungi, Ascomycota, Sordariomycetes, Glomerellales, Glomerellaceae. Bases 1 to 153 code for a protein of 50 amino acids.